UGGUAGAAUUAUCCGGCGGAGAAGCGGAGCGGAAGCUGUCAAACCGGGCAUAUUCGCUAAGGAUGCCGGCGACGGCGGGCGGGGCCUGCCAGCAUCAUCAUCACCGCUAUCAUCAUCCUCACACGCAGCUGCUGAUGUUGAGCAGCACUGGAGCGAUAGCGGGGCAGCCAUGAGCUGCAGUUUGACUGGCGUAGGCCUUGCCGCUUCGGGGGUAUUCAUACCGAGGUAAAAGAGAUUAUUGCAAUUGAUGACGCUGAACAUCCGACGGGCUGAAGGACGCAGCAGCUUCUCCGCCUCAUGGUCAUCAGGCCAGUAGAAUAAUGGGAAGGAGGAAGGACUGGAAGCCUUGGAGGACCUUACAUUCCAUCUAUGAGGUGAUGGACUUUUCCAAAUGAAUGUAUCAGAGAAGGAGCUGAUUUGAUGCCAUGGCCAAGAAGGGACGUCCCAAGGGCGAGAGGCCCGAAGCUCUUAUUUCCUCCCUGCAGGCAGCUAAUGAAGAACUCAGGUCCAAACUCACUGAAAUUCAGAUAGAAUUGCAUCAAGAGAAAUGCAAGGUGAGCAAGCUGGAGCGGGAGAAGUCGCAGGACGUCAAGCGGAUCCGAGAGCAGGAGCAGCGCCGCCACACGGUGGCGCUGACGGAGCAGCGGGCCCGCUGGCACGAGGAGAAGCAGAAGGAGCUGCAGGCCUUGCGGGAGACGCUGACGCGCCAACAUGAGCAGGAGGUCGCCCGUAUUAUCAAGAUCCGCGAUGCCGAGAACCAGCGGCUGAAGACUGCUCUGAGUGCCCUGCGCGACGGCAGCGGGGAGAAGGUACGGACGGCCCUCACGCUAGAGGCCCGGGAGGACGCCCGCCGAUUUUUUGACCAGGAGCGCGUAAGGCUGCUUCAGGAGAUCACCGAGCUCAAGACCUCCAAGAAGCAGGCGGACCAAGCGUUGAGUGACAUCAUCCAGGCUGACAAGAUGAAGGCUGGGGACUUGCGCAGUGAGCACCAGCUGCACCAGGAGGAGCUCUCCAAGAUCAAGUGGGACUGCGAGCGUAACGUCCGGAGACUGGUAGACGAGAUCAAAGCAAAGGAUCGCAGUAUAUUCUCCCUGGAGAGGGAGCUGGAGACGGCGAUGGGCUCCGUGCAGAAGCUGCAGCUGCAGAAAGACGCCCUGGAUGAGCAGCUGUUCCUGGCCAAGGAGGCCGAGUGCAACCUGAGCAGCCCUAAGCGGGAGAUCCCAGGCCGCAUGGGAGAUGGCGCUGAGCAGUGCGGGAGUCCGGAUUCGCGCAGGAACCAGAGGCGUCUGGCAGGGCUGAACUCCACCAUUCGCCGACUGGAGGACCGCAACGCUCUGUUGGUGGAAGAGAGGAACGAGCUGCUGAAACGUGUUCGAGAGACGGAGAAACAGAUCAAGCCCCUGUUGGAGAAGAACAGGCUGCUGGGUAAGAGGAACGAUGACUUGACCCAGUCUCUCCAGCGACAGGAGGAGAAGAUCCGCUCGCUGGCCAAGGAGAACAUGGAGAUGAAAGAAAAGAUCAGCUCUCACCCUCCUCUGAAGAAGCCAAAGUCUUUGAAUGAUCUGGACCAGGUUCAUGUCGAGCAGGAGAUUGAGUUCCUGAAGCUGCAAGUUCUGGAACAGCAGAACAUUAUAGAUGAUCUGACCAGGGAUAGGGAAAGACUCCGCAGAAAGCGACAGAAACGCAGCUCCAGGCCUUUGAAGAGGCAUACGGUGGUGGACACCUUCUUCGGCUAUGAUGAGGAAUCGAUGGAUUCUGAAACCUCGUCGCUGGCCUCCUUCCGAACAGACAGGACCCCCGCCACUCCUGAUGAAGACCUAGAAGAAGGGCUACCCUCUGAGGACACGGAGCUGCGUUUCCGACAGCUGACACAGGAGUACCAGGCAUUGCAGCGAGCAUAUGCCCUUCUGCAGGAGCAGAAAGGAGGCGUGGUGGAUGCUGAAAAGCAAGCUAAGGCUCACGAGCAGGUCCAAGCUGAUCUCCUGAUGUUCAAGGCCAAAGCUGAGGACCUUGAAAAGGAGCUCACCUUGAAAGGACAGGACUCAAAGUGGGUGGAAGACAAGCAGUUGUUCCUCAGAAGAAACCAGGAUCUUGUUGAUAAGGUAGAAAAGCUUGAAGCGGAUGUUAAUCAACUUCAGAAGGAGUUACAGGACACCAGGGAUCAGGGCGAGCUGAUGGAGUUCAGGAUUCUGGAGCUGGAGGAGCGGGAGAGAAGGUCACCUCCAUUUAACCUCCAGAUUCACCCCUUCAGAGAGGGGGUCAGCGCUCUGCAGAUAUACUGCAUGAAGGAAGGAGUGAAGGACGUCUGUAUUCCAGAUCUAAUCAAGCUGCUGGAUAUUCUUGGCGAUAACGGGAAUUUGCGAAACGAUGAGCAGGUGGCCAUAAUCCAAGCCAGCACUGUGCUCUCUCUGGCUGAGAAGUGGAUCCAGCAGAUCGAGGGCACAGAGGCGGCUCUCCAUCAGAAGAUGGUGGAUCUGGAGGUAGAGAUGGAAAUGUUCCGCAAGCAGAAAGGCUACCUGGAGGAGGAACUCGACUACAGGAAGCAGGCCUUAGACCAAGCCUACACGCAAAUCCAGGAGCUGGAGGCGACGCUGUACAACGCGCUGCAGCAGGAGCCCGCGGUGCUGUACGGGGAAGCACUUAAUGACCGGCAGCGCGACGAGCUGCAGGCCGCCGUGGGCAAACUGCGACGGCAGAUGCUGCGCAAGAGCCGCGAGUAUGACUGCCAGGUGCUGCAGGAGCGCAUGGAGAUGCUGCUGCAGGCCCAGCAGAGAAUCCGAGAUCUGGAGGACAAGACCGAUAUUCAGAACAGACAAAUCAAGGACUUGGAGGAGAAGGCCCUCUGGCAGCGCGAGGACACUGUACACAGCAGCAUUAGUCUUAAACCAUAUGUUCACCCUGGCCUUGUUUACAGCUUUUACACGUAUGUAGCAAGAGCUACUCCUGCCGGAUGAAGAUAAGCCAUUUGCUGGACCAUGACCGGAGAUUCUGCACGUUUCCUUGUAAACCCACAAGUAACACUUAUAAGCUGCAGUAUUAACUAGUGAUGGGAACUUCUGACUUUUAUGGGACAAGAUGUGACAUAAAAAAUGAACCCCCAUCUCAGAUAUCAAGCAAACCAAAGAUGGGAAACCUGUUUCUCUGCCAUGCAGGGGGAAGCUGAACGAUAUUAUUGUCUCGAGGUCAGCUGUGUUUGGGGAGGCGCCCUCUGGCUGUUGGAGGGUUAACUGCGGGCACCCCUGUCCCCACCGUAAAACCUCUUUGAAAACCCGCGCGCCUGAUAUCUCAACGCACUGUGACGGAACAUAAAGAGGAUCACGUCUUUCUGCAAGUAUUCAGCAGAUCUGAAGGUGGGGUGGCAAACGCAGCAGAUCAGUGAUCACUGCUGCUUAAUCCUUUUUAAAAGAUUUUUUUUGCUAGUUAUUUUUUGCUAGGUUCUUUAUUUUAAAAAAUAUAUGGAAAAGACGCCUUUGUCUUCACAUUCCGAGAUAUCGGCUUGUGUACGCAAACAUACACUAUGCAGCUGAAAGCGUGUGUUCACAAUCACCUACUGUUUUCCUGCGCGGACAACUGGACCAAUCGAUCUCAAACGCAAGUUCCAAACUGGAAUCGAUUUGUCUCUCCCCCAUCCCUUUCACUCGAGAAAUUAUCUCCUGUCUGACAGACUUGAGGUCAAAUGCACUGGUAUUCAUAUGCACCUGGAAAUGCGGUGUUUAGCGAUAGUUCACUUUGAACUGAAUGUAAUUGUGUCGCAUUAAAGAGCAUGUAUCCUGCAAACAUACAGGUAAGCAAUGCUGAAUUUUGCAGCAACAGACUCAGAACUGCCUUAUUGCAUUUACUGGUAAUGGAUUACGUAAAGCACUGGAUGUGAUUAUUACGUAAAGCACUGGAUGUGAUUAUUACGUAAAGCACUGGAUGUGAUUAUUAUUUUGUGCUGUACUUAUGUGAACCUUAUACAUACAAAUUAUUUUCCUCAAAGAAUUUAAAAACGUGUAUGUUGGAUAAAAUUGAACACUUGGGUGUGAAAGACAAUCUAUUUUCUAAUUUUAAUUAUCACACUGUAAUUCACGUUCAGUUUAUCGUCUCAGUACAGCUUUUUGUUGCCUAGCGCAGUAUUUCCCAGUCCGGUCCUCAUGGACCGUCUGUGGGUUCCCAAGGACUGGUUUGAGAAUCACUGGCCGGGGGCAGAGGGAGAUGGUUCUGUGUUCGCAUUGGCGAUGGCUUGGGAAAGUAUAUACAUGUUUGUAGCAUACAGCAUAAAAAUGCAGUUUAAAAAGUCUUGUUAAAUUCCUUAAUUCUGAGAGAAUGUGAAGGGCACAUGAACACUGCAUUUGUAUGCUAAAUCUGAAUAUGAUCAAACUAUUUAAUGAAUGUACAGAAUUUAUUUGUAUGCAUUUGACCCCAGGUCUGAUUCCCUGUCUGUAUCUAUAUGCCUGAUGGAUCAUGGAGUGUUUGCUAGUUUGUAAAUACCUGCCACGUUUGCAUUUUGGUGGAUUACGAUGAGAGCACUUCAGUUUUUUUCUUAAAUGUCUUUCUCUGCAGUUGGGAAUAGUUCUUUGUUAGAUGCCGUCACAGACAGUGUCUGUAAGAAAUACCUGCGAAUGCGUUAUUGUUCCUAAUUAUUGCCAAGCUGUGGUCCUGCUUGAAAAAUAUGUGAAUAAGAAAAUUAUUCAUGAAUAAAUGGUCAGUCAACAAAUGAAGGACACAUUAAAUGGGAUGCACAUAGCACUCAAUUCUGACUGAUUUCCAAGGAUAUAUCUAUUAUAAACUGCCUUAAAUUCACAGAUCUCCUUUGACAGUUUUAUUUAACGUAAUGUUUUGGUAUUCACUUUUACACGUCUAUUCUUUGUCCAUUUAUUUUUACUUUACUGUUAUAUUCUUUGUAAUAUAUGCAGCAAAAAUGAACUAAAUUAAAUAUUCAUGGCCUUCAAACGUUUGCACCUUUACGUUGUUAUGCUGCUUGACUGUAAGAUGCUUUACAAACUGACUCUGAGGAACCAAUAUCGGUCACUUCUGUUAUUUUGCAUAAACAGAUCUUAAAUCAUAGGUCAUAAACACUGUAUACCGUCACAAAUAAAAAGGGGAUGAUCAAUAUAA
Paramormyrops kingsleyae is the source of this 5097-nucleotide messenger RNA. Its product is annotated as janus kinase and microtubule-interacting protein 2-like. Gene Ontology annotation, molecular function: kinase binding; microtubule binding. NCBI's taxonomy places the organism in Eukaryota, Metazoa, Chordata, Actinopteri, Osteoglossiformes, Mormyridae. The record is from RefSeq and is a predicted model, not a curated record.